AUGUCGCUGCAUGGAUUGAUUCUCAACAUGAUAGUAGUUAUCUUUGCUAGUAAAGUAACUUCUCUAAAAAACGCAUUUGGCCGACUAUCCGUUAGCCAGUCUGCUGGAGAGGUCGUGUUUUGUUCUAUAUAUUUUUUCUACUACAGUCCGAUGGUUUUCUUGUGAGU
Cylicostephanus goldi is the source of this 167-nucleotide messenger RNA. NCBI's taxonomy places the organism in Eukaryota, Metazoa, Nematoda, Chromadorea, Rhabditida, Strongylidae. The record is from the annotation of a GenBank genome assembly.